AUGUCGUCAUUGGCGAUACGAGAUGACCCCUCGAUAUCUGCAAACACCUUGGCUAAAUCGACUUCGAGUGUCUCGGGCGCAGAACGUGGCUCGAUGGAUGAUGCUACUUGGGAGCGAUGCAACAACCUCGUCUUUAAUACCAGCCUUGCCGACGGCAUGCCAAUGGACCUUCUGCCUCGGGAAGAACUGCGACUGUUGUUGUCAGAUCUUCCUGUCCUGCAGCAGCUGUGGCUGGUCACUGCCGAGGCACUGAUUCUGGAGCGGAAAAUAGUGGAGAAACAGUCUGACAUCCGGCGAAAUGCCCAGGUGAUGUUGGAGCUCAUCCGGGAGGAUGGCUUCGCUGAAGAGGACGAGUGGUGGUACGGCCAAGGCGCACACGAUUCUAUUCGGCCACCAUUGGACUCUAUCGAAGAAGACAUGACUGAGGACAUGACGUCGUGA
Messenger RNA from Sporothrix brasiliensis 5110, 441 nucleotides. RefSeq lists its product as uncharacterized. The transcript has a single exon. The coding region runs from base 1 to 441 and encodes 146 amino acids. The record is from RefSeq and is a predicted model, not a curated record. Lineage: Eukaryota; Fungi; Ascomycota; Sordariomycetes; Ophiostomatales; Ophiostomataceae.